This is a messenger RNA of Columba livia (rock pigeon), 3218 nucleotides long. It is a transcript of the gene CNGA1, whose product is annotated as cyclic nucleotide gated channel subunit alpha 1. Lineage: Eukaryota; Metazoa; Chordata; Aves; Columbiformes; Columbidae. The record is from RefSeq and is a predicted model, not a curated record. The transcript is spliced from 7 exons. Gene Ontology annotation, biological process: monoatomic cation transmembrane transport. Gene Ontology annotation, molecular function: intracellularly cAMP-activated cation channel activity; intracellularly cGMP-activated cation channel activity; cGMP binding. Gene Ontology annotation, cellular component: plasma membrane; intracellular cyclic nucleotide activated cation channel complex.
AUGAAGGUAGGAGUGAUUGAGACCCAUCACUCCCAUACAAUUAUUCCCAGUGUGGUGGUGCAAGACACCAGUGAAGACCCUGGACCAAGGGACAAAGGGGAAAACAGGUUCCCUAGGCAAUGGUAUCUACCUGGUCCAUUUGCACGCUAUAAUAUUAACAACAAUAGUAAUAAAGACGAGUAAAAGAAAAAGAAAAAAGAAAAGAAGAGCAAGACAGAAAAAAAAAAGGAUGGAGAAACACAAAAGAACAAGGAAAAAAAGGAGAAAACCAAAAAUAAAGAUAAGUCCAAGAAGAAAGAAAACAAAGAAGAGAAGAAGAAAGAUAUUUUCAUUAUUGAUCCAGCAGGAAACAUGUAUUAUAACUGGUUGUUUUGCAUCACAAUGCCUGUCAUGUACAAUUGGACCAUGAUUAUUGCUAGAGCCUGUUUUGAUGAGCUUCAGCAUGACUACUUAGCAAUAUGGUUUAUUAUUGAUUACAUUUCUGAUGCCGUCUAUGUUGCUGACAUGUUUGUACGGACAAGAACAGGUUACCUAGAGCAAGGUCUUCUGGUGAAAGAAGAAGAAAAGCUUCAAGAGAAAUAUAAGACAUCCUUUCAAUUCAAAUUAGAUUUUCUGUCAAUCAUACCAACGGAUCUCUUAUACUUUAAGUUAGGACUGAAUUACCCAGAAUUAAGAAUAAACAGACUACUCAGAGUAGCUCGGAUGUUUGAAUUCUUCCAGCGAACAGAAACAAGGACGAACUACCCAAAUAUCUUCAGGAUCUCUAACCUUGUCAUGUACAUUGUGAUUAUUAUUCACUGGAACGCCUGUGUGUACUACUCAAUCUCAAAAGCCAUUGGAUUUGGGGCUGACACAUGGGUCUACCCCAACACCUCUGAUCCUGAAUUUGCCCGUCUGACGAGAAAGUAUGUCUACAGUCUCUACUGGUCAACACUGACCUUGACUACUAUUGGUGAAACACCCCCUCCUGUAAGAGAUUCUGAGUAUUUCUUCGUGGUUGUUGACUUCUUGGUUGGAGUAUUGAUUUUUGCUACCAUCGUUGGUAACGUGGGCUCUAUGAUCUCCAACAUGAAUGCUGCAAGGGCAGAGUUUCAGGCAAGGAUUGAUGCUAUCAAGCAGUAUAUGCACUUUCGGAAUGUGAGUAAAGACAUGGAGAAAAGAGUUAUCAAGUGGUUUGACUACCUGUGGACAAACAAAAAGGCUGUGGAUGAAAGGGAAGUCUUGAAGUAUCUGCCAGAUAAACUAAGAGCAGAGAUUGCAAUCAAUGUUCACCUGGAAACACUAAAAAAAGUUCGGAUUUUUGCAGAUUGUGAAGCUGGUCUGUUGGUUGAACUGGUCUUGAAACUCCAGCCGCAAGUAUACAGUCCUGGAGACUAUAUUUGCAGAAAAGGAGAUAUUGGACGAGAGAUGUACAUUAUCAAAGAAGGCAAGCUGGCAGUAGUUGCUGAUGAUGGAGUUACUCAAUUCGUGGUCCUAAGUGAUGGUAGCUAUUUUGGAGAAAUCAGCAUUCUUAAUAUCAAAGGGAGCAAAGCUGGCAAUCGAAGAACAGCCAAUAUUAGAAGUAUCGGAUACUCUGACUUGUUUUGCUUGUCUAAAGAUGAUCUCAUGGAGGCUUUAACAGAGUAUCCAGAUGCAAAGGCUAUGCUGGAAGAAAAAGGCAAGCAAAUCCUAAUGAAAGAUGGGUUGCUGGACAUCGAAGUCGCAAAUUUAGGAAGUGAUCCUAAAGAUCUGGAAGAGAAGGUCAGCUAUAUGGAAAGAGCAAUGGACAGAUUACAAACAAAGUUUGCCAGGUUGUUGGCUGAGUAUGAAGCUGCACAACAGAAACUGAAAAAAAGACUUACACAAGUCGAGAAAAUAUUGAAGCCAGUUAUAGAGCAAGAAUUUGCAGACUUGGAAGAAGCAGAUCCAUCCACAGAUAAACCUGGAGCAUCAAAAGCAGAAUAAAACACUGGAGGUUUGUCACAGAGAGAGCGAUGCACUUCACUCACAAGACAGCAGUAGCAGUAUAUUGAUAUAAAGCAGUGACUUAACAAAGUUCAGUGGUAAAUGCAACAGUGGUUUAACAAGAUUCAGUGACAAGGUACACUUGAUUAUUUACUGCAUAGAGGACAGGGUCAGACAAAACUCUUAGUGAGACCUUCCUGUUGAGUCACGAAUUUCAGAGAGGACCCCCUUGCAUUCUAAACUCCUUCUCAGAGCAGGAUAUUGACCAGCACUGUGGUUAGGUGGGUGCAUUGCCAUAAAUUAGCCCUUGGCUAUUGUAUUGUUAUCUGUCUCCUCUAAAUCCACUGAGCCAGAUGCACCCAUCAUAAACAGAUGCUUCCACCACAACAGAUGUAUCCAUCAUGACCGCCACUGGAGGUUAUCACUUGAGCAGGGUUAUGGGCAAAGGUAAGGUCAGGGAAGAGAGGGAGCACACAAUCACAUUCCACCCUGUGACUGUAGUCAAUUCACCUUACCCUCACAGAGUGGUGGUAUGGUCACCUCUUGCCUCUGUACCAUAAAUAAUAUAUUGAUAAUUUGUGUGCUUACAGAUCCACGGUAAGUAGGUAGUGAAGUACUAUUUGUUUUGUGUUAAUUUGUAUGUUUUGGGUGGUUGAAGUUGGGUUAUUUGUUUUAUCAUGUACCAAAACUUUAUAUACAGGAUGAUUACAGGCAGUAGACACAUUAAUGUUAGAGUCAGUAAAAUCACAACUGUGUGAAGGAUGAAAUUAAAAACUCCCAUCGCUGUUGGUGACCAUUCCAGAAGAGUUUCCCAACAAUGAUGUUCUACAUCCUUCUUCACUCUUUCCAAGACAUGGUGCAUCAAUUCUGUAUCAUGAUGAACUGUGAUUAGAGUUUUGUGUCCAUUUUUUCGGACACGUUCUAGCCAUUGACACAAGUCUUCAUGUUGCAGUAGCUUCUUCACCAAUGUAAGCUUCACUCUGAUGGGGGUAGGUAAUAAAUCUUGACUCAAUGUCUAACUAGAGUGUAAUAAUUGAUAUGAUGUAACAGGAGCUGAAUAUAUGAUUUUAGUAAAGUUACAAACACAAAUAUUUGAGUGAUUACUCGUAUCUAUAGUAAUGUUAUCUACAAAUAUAAAAUCACAAAGGAUUCCCAUAUGAACACAUCCUUUUCCAAUAUAUAUACAAGUACGGUUUCAGGGAUUUCAUCAGGAUGUAUUUCAAAAUGUCAAACAUUUUGUUUGGUGUCAAGACAAAUGUCUUAGGCUUUGAUGG